CUAUAAGAGAUCAACAAAUCCAUGUGACUUUUGUUUGCUGGAAGGCCGUGCUCGAACGAAGGUUGAGAAGUGAACACGUGGAGUGGCUGGUGGGCCUGGAAACUGAAGGCCAUGGAUCCCCAUGAACCGGGUCCAGUGCCGGCUCAAUUCCCGGCCGAAAUCCAGGUCGGGAAAUUCGCCGCGGCCCGCAUCCAAGAAAUUUUGGCCUUACAACAUUAUAUUGAUCAACCGCGUCAAGGACAAUUGGCCUCACAGCAAGUGCCUCGUCAUCUUCGUCGUCGUGCCGUCAGUCACCAUCCCAACCGAUUACCCCGUCGCCUCCGUGACAAACACCGUCAACAGAAGCUCAAAUCCGAUGGCCAAGUGGCGGCCAAACCCACCAAACGACCUUCCCGUCGUUAUCGUCGACGGCCUCAGAACCUUUUGGACGAGUACAAUCGGCGACAGCGCACCAAUGUGUGGCUGGAAACGCACAUUUGGCACGCCAAACGGUUUGCCAUGGUGGAAAAAUGGGGCUACAAAAUGGCCGAUCAUCCCAAUGACAAACAUUUCCGCGCGGCCUUUCGGGCCUCAGCGCAAAGUUGCCUCAUGUGGGAUCGAUCUUAUUGCAACUGCUGGGAACUCAAGGGUCCAAUCGAGACUUUGAUGAGUCAGUUAAGAUUGUUAGUGGGACCAGAUGUGUCUAUUGAAGGGUCGGAUCUAUUAGGCGGAUUGAAAGAAGCCCAUGCUUGUGUUUAUCAGCCCGGGAAAUAUCCUUUAGGAGUUAUCGGGUCGGUUUCAUUCAUUUGGCGACCGGCCGAGACUGGAAAGGACCAUCGUACCCUGUGGUUGUGGAGUCAUCCGUCGGUUUAUGCCACUUUAAAAUCGAUUUUCCUCAACCUAUUCGGUCUCAGUCGGGUGGAAUCGAAUGAAGACACGACCCUGACCGACCCACCCGAAAAGAAGCUCAAGAAAGACGUGAAUGCCUCUAAAAUGGCCUUAAGAAAUGUUCCAUUUGAUCGAGUCCCGUCCUAUGUGGACAAUCAGGGAAUAGUGACUCUCAAUGAUCUCAAGGACACUUUGAACCGGUUUCGAUUGGUUGGACCUAAAGUUCAAAUGGUUUUGAGUCGUGCUCUCCAAUCAUCAUAUAUUCAUGAGGGCCAAGUGAAUUGGCGAGAAGAAGUGUCAAAGGAAGAGGAGCAAGAGCAAAGCGAGGCGUGGCAAGAAGUUUCUCAACACGCCCCGGGAGAAAUUCAACCCAGGAGUGUGCUGAGUCUGAUCACACGAGAUCCACGCGUUUUGUUGCCGCCCAAACGAGAUGGAAUUCAAUUUCCCGAAUUAAACGUUCCAACCCCGUGCAUGUUCAAGGCCAAAUCAUCAAUAGCCAAAUCGAUGCUAUGGUGUUCGAAUAUUCGAGAUGAGGUCACUCAAUCCAAAUGUCCGGACCAUGAGAUUAAUCAAAAACGCUCUAAAAAUCUCGUGCCCGGCACGCCUUUAGCCUUAACCGAGGACGAAUCCCGGGUUCCAGUCAUGCUCGUUCAACAACCGGGAACCGGGCAAAAUCAUUACGGAUCCGGUUGGGACCUAGUUUUUCCUGCGGGAUGGGGAGCGUCUAUGUGGAUGAAUCUCGUUUUUAACGGAGCUCGAGUGGGAGGCCUUCGAGAAGAGAACCAUUUCCUUUUCGAACGAGCCGAAUUGAGUGAGUUGACACGAUUUCCAGAAUCGGAAGCCGGAAUACACGAGGCUAAUAGAGUAACGGAAAUGUUGAAAACCCUUCAUUUCAGGUAUCCACCGGAUAAAAGGACAAAUUAUCUCAAAUUAUCCGUAAUUUCUCCAUUUGCCGCUCCAUGGCCGAUGUUGAUUCGCAAUUACUUGGACGACGAUUUGGCUCGGAAAAAACAAACCCAGGAUCUGGAUUGCUCACAGUUCUUUGUUGUACGCAAUCCAACAACCUUAAAGGCCAUUGAAGACCAAUUAUCUCAUUCUGCUCCCAUGAAAUAUCCAUCCAACGAGGAUUUGAUGGCCUUGGUACCCGUGAAGCUUGAGAUCAUUGGGAAAGGAACGUUAGGCCAGUUUAGCAUGAUUUGUUGUCCCAACCUAAAUGAUUCAAUGGACGAUCCACCCCAGGAGUUAGCCAAAGAAGACAAGAAAUUAGCUGCCAGGAAGGCCUUGAAGGAAAAACACGUUCAAGACAAGGCCAGAUUGAGGAAACGAUGGAAAGACAAAAAGGAUCGAAUCGUUCAAAUGCGGGCGGAAAGUACCUUGAACAAGACCAAUCCGGAUGAAGAAGCCAUCGAGCGGAUCAAGGAGGAGAUGUGUCGCCUGAAAGAGAAACGUGAAGAAGAAAGCUCGACCUUCAACGACAAGAUGAACUCUCUUUGGCUAGCUGAUGCUACCGAUGCGAAGAACUCGAGUUCGAGAUCAAUCAUGGGAUUCGUAUUAGAAGCCGGCUACUCACUCCAUCUAGGUCAAGUGAGCGGAUCAGGUUAUGUCCCACUUUUAGCUCUGUAUGAGUUUUCACUCACUCGAGGUCAGCAGUCCAGGACCCAUGUUCUAACUCGCGAAACCAACACCAAUCAAUAUCGUUGGGCAAAGAUGACCAUUACGCAUAAUAAAUCAUGAUUUACCCACAA
Tigriopus californicus is the source of this 2612-nucleotide messenger RNA. RefSeq names its product ribonucleases P/MRP protein subunit POP1-like (gene Pop1). Gene Ontology annotation, cellular component: nucleolar ribonuclease P complex; ribonuclease MRP complex. Gene Ontology annotation, biological process: tRNA 5'-leader removal. The transcript is spliced from 5 exons. The record is from RefSeq and is a predicted model, not a curated record. Lineage: Eukaryota; Metazoa; Arthropoda; Copepoda; Harpacticoida; Harpacticidae. Bases 112 to 2601 code for a protein of 829 amino acids.